Ceratina calcarata is the source of this 2188-nucleotide messenger RNA. It is a transcript of the gene qm, whose product is annotated as geranylgeranyl pyrophosphate synthase quemao. Gene Ontology annotation, biological process: isoprenoid biosynthetic process. NCBI's taxonomy places the organism in Eukaryota, Metazoa, Arthropoda, Insecta, Hymenoptera, Apidae. Bases 150 to 1118 code for a protein of 322 amino acids. The record is from RefSeq and is a predicted model, not a curated record. Gene Ontology annotation, molecular function: prenyltransferase activity. The transcript is spliced from 7 exons.
CGGAGGCUCGGCGGCGGCUGUCACGCAGAAGCACGCGUUGUGGUUCGUCGUUUGCUGUGUAUAGAUAGAUGAUUAGUUAAUUUUUCUUACACGUUAGUUAAACGUUCGACGGAGUAACAGGCGACGGUGAUCAAUAGUCUCUAUCGCGAAUGAGACAACACGUUAUGGAGCAGAAUAAGAACAUACCGUAUUCGGAGACCGGUGAAAAGGAGGAAGACGAGAUACUGUUGGAACCGUUUAGUUAUAUACUACAGGUGCCUGGAAAACAGAUCAGGGCCAAGCUAGCCCAGGCUUUCAAUUACUGGUUAAAAAUACCGAACACUAAACUACACUCUGUCGGCAAUAUUAUACAAAUGCUACACACUUCCAGCCUCUUAAUCGAUGAUAUUCAAGAUAAUUCAGUUCUGAGACGAGGAAUCCCUGUAGCUCAUAAUAUUUACGGUACAGCGAGCACGAUCAACUCUGCGAAUUACGUGAUGUUUAUCGCUCUGGAAAGGAUACUCGCCUUGGAUCAGCCAGAGGCUACGCAAGUGUACGUAGAACAGUUGUUAGAGCUUCACAGAGGUCAGGGAAUGGAGAUUUAUUGGAGGGACAAUUAUAUUUGUCCAUCCGAAACGGCGUACAGACAGAUGACGAUUAGAAAAACAGGCGGACUGUUCAAUUUAGCCGUCAGGCUGAUGCAAUUGUUUUCUGAAUGCAAGGAAGACUUCACACCCUUAGCCGGCAUCUUAGGAUUGUAUUUUCAAAUUCGCGACGACUUUUGUAAUUUAUGUCUCCAAGAGUACGCAGAAAAUAAAAGUUACUGCGAGGAUUUGUCUGAAGGGAAAUUCAGCUUCCCUAUUAUACACGCUAUACAAAGCCAUCCCGAGGACAGACAGAUAAUGAAUAUUCUCAGGCAGCGCACUAAAGAUAUCGAAGUGAAACGAUAUUGCGUAAACUUGUUAGAAAAGUUCGGCUCGUUUGCUUACACGAGAGCCACGCUCGAAGAACUGGAUAAGAAAGCUAGGGACGAGGUCCAACGAUUAGGAGGGAAUCCAUUGUUGCUCCAAGUUCUGGACGACCUGAUGAGCUGGAAGCAUCAGGAUGCUCAUCUACCGUGUAGAAAAGGUGCUGUUUAAAUUUUCUUUAUAUCCCUUUGAACUCGUAUGUAUAUACAGGAUACUACGCGGAAUAUAGAAAUUGUACUUUCCAAAUAGUUUCGAUGAACUAUCCGCCUAGUUUCUAUCCCUCAGUAUCUAUUCCGACGUUUUACGAAAGCCAUAGGAAAACUUAUUGAAUUUCACAGAAAAUGCAUUUUUAAUUCUAUUAAAGAUUCGUGAUACUUCGAACUGAUAAGAAAACUUGUUAUGUAACUUUGAAUGCAUGUUAUUUACAUUAGAAUUGUUAUCAGUCGUUAUAUUUGUAUAUCUACAUUCAUUUGUAACAUCUAGCUUUUGUAGCUGCUAUCUUUCCGUUCAUGAUAAAGCAUUGCCACGUGUAAAAAUUGAAAAAACGUGAAGAAGCAUUUUUUAGUUGUUAAUUGCGAAGUUAUUAUACGAAACAAAUUAUUCAGAAUCGGAAAGUAGCUUUUGAAUAUGUACGUAUUAUUAACUCUUGAAAACUAAUCUCGUCGUGUGAUUUAGAACGUUUUUCAGGAAUGGUACUAACGUAGACUGUUAAUCUAGAUGAACAGGAAGCUUAGUAACUUUGGAAGGAUUCUUAGUUGAUUUUUUCAUAUAUAUUUUGUAACAAAUAAUAUCGAUUUUGAUCGUGUAACGUCGAUAGAAUAAGUAUAUCUCGAUGAUUACAAACGUAUCUCAGAAAGUUAAUCGAAGCAAUUAUAAAUCAGUUUCUCUAGACGGCCUUCAUUCCUAUGAUGGAUUGCUUUUUUCAUUUUCUUACCUCUAGAAUAAUAGAAAACGGAUAGCUUCGUUUCAGAACGAAAUACUAAGAAAAAGAAUCGCGGGAAAUCGUUCAGCGAUUUUACGAAAUUUGACCGACAAAACUGCCAUACGCGUACAAUAAUUUAAUUAGUACAUUGUAUAAUGGUAUUACUUACAGUUAGCGUCGUGACUUUACUACUUACGUAUUUGUACAUCGUGCGAUCAUACGCUGUACGAAUUGAUAAUGUGAUAUAACGUGUGUAUUACUACAUUAUUAUGUAAAACCGUUUGUAAUAAAUAAAUAUACCUUCAUUGAAUCAAAGUAA